Aspergillus calidoustus is the source of this 864-nucleotide messenger RNA. The record is from the annotation of a GenBank genome assembly. NCBI's taxonomy places the organism in Eukaryota, Fungi, Ascomycota, Eurotiomycetes, Eurotiales, Aspergillaceae.
AUGGAGACCGGUACCAGGCCGAUCUACCCCCAAAAGAACUUGAGAGCCGGACAGAUUCGAACCCCUGCAAGACCCGAAGCCACACUCGGAAUGAGGGUCUCCGACAAUCUCAUGCUCAUGGUCAAGACCCCCAGUGGAACGCUGUGGAUUGACCGUGAGAACUUCCAUCGUCGCUACCUCGCGGAUUCGUGGUCUCUAUUCGAGGCACUAUACAAAGCUCAGACAGACCUACAAUUCCAAGUUCCGGUUGAAGAGAAGUGGGAAGCGACUAGGACUAGUUAUGAUUCCAGGGCGGCUCCCAGGGGUGAUGAUAUCAGACAGACCCCCGCCUCUGGAAGCCAACACGAUAGCAAAACGGAGGCACACGCGGUGCCUACUGUUGCUCCGAGAACCGAACCUCCGUCUGCCCCAGAACCGCCUCUAUUCAGAAACAUGGGCUGCUUUGAAUUUGGGAACUGGGCAUACCAUCUGCGGUGGAAGCUAGAGACCGAGGGCCACCGCUUCAACACCCCCGAAAGGCGUCUCUCAUAUCUUGUCGAGCAUAUGUCGGGUCCACCGCAGGCUCUCAUGGCUGCCCGAAUACGCAGCUCGCUGCAGCCUCCGAUCAUCGACGUCAAUGACGCGCUAGAGUACCUCGCAUAUUUCUACGGUCCGCCACAUAUCAUGGGACACAUCGACUUUCAUAGGUCAAAAAUGGACACGUCUGAUACCUCCCAGGAUUCUCACAGACGGUCUAUUACCCCUGCUGCUAAUGGUGGCACACACAAGGAUAGCUUUGGCGCUGGCAAUUUAAUUUGUGACAUGCGGAGGUCUGAGGGUAUCAAGCAAGGUUUUCUGGGGCGGGAAUUCGAUCACUCUCUUUAG